This is a messenger RNA of Brenthis ino (lesser marbled fritillary), 2070 nucleotides long. The record is from the annotation of a GenBank genome assembly. NCBI's taxonomy places the organism in Eukaryota, Metazoa, Arthropoda, Insecta, Lepidoptera, Nymphalidae.
AUGGGUAAGGACGAUGUUUCAAACAAAAAGCGGCGUAAGUUAAACACGAGUUCUUCCAGUGAUAGUCUAAAACAGUCACCAGUGGACGUGUAUAAGAAAGUUGUAGAAUUCGAAGAAUCUGAAGCACAGAUACGUUCCGCUGAUAAAGAUGCCGCUUUAUAUAAAAAGAUAUGUCAAGAUGUCAGGCAACUUUUUGCAGAUAUUGCUGAGUUAAAAGCUAAGGGUACUGAAGAGGCAAAAGAAAAAAUAAAUACAAAAAGAAUAGAAGCAUCAUUACACCUGGUUGCAUUAAAAAAGCUAAAUCGUUUAGAAAAAGUUCGUACAAGAGCUGGGCGUGAUGCUUUACACAAGGAGAAGCAAAGGGUUGAUUCUACACAUUUGCUAUUGCAAAAUUUACUUUAUGAAGCUGAUCAUUUAAAUAAGGAAGUAACCAAAUGCUUACAAUUCAAAUCUAAAGAUGAGGAAAUUGAAUUGGUACCAUUAGAAGAUUUUUACAAAGAUGCACCAAGUGAAAUUUCACGUUCAGAAAUAACAAAAGCUGAUGAACACCAGCUUCAAUUAGCAAGACUUGAAUGGGAGUUACGCCAACGCAGAGAAUUAUCUGGUGCUUGCAAUGAAUUGGUUGCAUCUAAAGAACGUGUGGCUGCUGCAAUAGCUGCUGCUCGUUCUAGAUUAGAUGCUUUAGCACCACAUCUCCGAGAUGUGCUUAAAGCUACCAAACCUCUACAAGAAUGUUUAGCUCUUAGAUUAGAUGAAAAAAGAGAUGAAGCUAGAGCUGCAGGACUUCUGCCACCACCUCUGUUUUUACUUUAUGCAAAUGUUAGUGCUUAUUCAGAUGCUCUUGGUGUUAAGAAUGUAACCGUUGGUAUUUCUGGAGAUGAAGAUGAAGCCAAAAGGUUGGAACAACUGACAGAUAUUGAAAGUGAAUUGGUUGUUUCAAAUGACUCGGAUUCUGAUCAAGACAACAAUGAUGAGGACCAUAGAGAUAGUAAGAAAAAAAGACAUCAUAGGACAGCAAAAAUAUCAAAAGAAGAAAAACAAGAAGCAAAAAAGAAAGAAGCCCUCAAAAGGCAUCCCUUACAUGUUCAAAUGUGUAUUAAAAGUUCUGAUGGCACUGCUGUAAAUUUAACCUUUUCUUAUAUGCUCCAUCUCAAAAUAGCUGUGGUAAAGUUUACAAUGAAUCAUCCAAAACCUAUCACAGGAGUAUCUGCUGCAGAUGUGUUAUAUGGAGAUUGUAUAUUGAAUGAGUUAUAUAUUGGUGACAAUGGAAAUGAUUCACCACAUCCAGCUACUGUUUACCUCUUAAAUUCUGCGGGAAUAACUGAUGAAUUUCAACAUUUUAUUCCAGAUGUUGGAAAGCCAUACAUAUGGGCACAAAGAAUGUGUGGUUUAGAUUUUAUGGCAGUUUCUGUUGAUACACAAAAAUCAACAAAAAAUAUACAACCUUGCCAAAGCCUCAGUGUGGCUAGUGUCGAAAACUUUAUAUUUACCUUGAAGAAGAGACUUAAGUCCAGAAUAGAACUUAUGAAAGAAUUACAAGAUCUAGAGUGUGGUAAAAUUUUACCUACUAAGUUAUCUUGUCCCGUUAGAUUGUCAGGUUCAUUAACUCAAUGGCAAACAGUAGGCUGGCCUGAAUACAGCCAAGCACCUUCAACAUCAUUUGUAAUAUCAGAGGGGUUGGUCACGGGUGAUAACAUGUUAUACCGUGCAAUUAUUACAAGACAAUCAGCUAAACUUGUAGCCCUUGUUGCCAUCAGUAGUGAUUAUCCGAAACGAGCACCAAUCUUUUCUUUGACAUUACAUUGGAAUGGAACUCAUCAUGCAGGUUCUAAUGAUGAUAUUAGGGAUAUAGAGAGAAUGAUUAAUACUGACUUAGUGCAAAAUGAAAGCAAGCAUUGUACUCUUUCUACACAAAUGAUGAAACUAUUAACCUGUUUAGACAUUUUAUUAGAGACUAUGGGAUCCUCAGAAUUCCCCCCAGAUAAAGUCAUGAUGCAUCCUGUCCGUGGCCGUAACAGAAUGAAGCCUUACAAGUAUUUGAAACAUGGCACAGGAGUUUUUAUUCAGUAC